GGGGCUAGCACCAGCAUCUCUUCCCCAAUUGGUGGUGUGAGUGGAAGGGGAGGGGCUGAAGGGAGUACAGGCAGAGAGCUAGAGAGAGAGAGAGAGAGAGAGGGGUGAGAGCUUAGCGUUAGGUUGGGAGGGAAUGCCCACUAGAUGCGGCUGCUGAUAAUAGCGCGUAUCAGCACCAGAGCAGUGACUGAGAGUGCAGACAGAGAGAGGAGGAGAGGAGCAAGGAACAUCAUGCUCUGCCAGAGACUGGUUAAAUCACAGCAGCGUGAUUGAUUCAGGCAAACGAGUAUAAAAAAAAUAAAUAAAGAGAGCUCUAGAGAGUCUCACGGAGCACAGAAUCCUGAGAGGAGAACAGGGGUGGAAGUUAGAAGGCUGUGGGAACUCAUCAGCUCCUCGUGGAAAGGCAGAGCUGAGGUCAGCAGGCAGGAGCGUGGGAUCGAGCAGCAGCUGAACCAAGUCGGACAUUACUUGGGCUAGGACCCUCUUAGCGGAGUAACGAGGGGCAUAGGGUGAAGAAAUACUGCUGAAACUUCACUUACACUCAAUGCACACCUGCUCGUGGGAGUAACGCUUCUGGAUAAUACAGCAAGGGUACAGGGCAAGCUGCCACAUCCACUAGAGCGAUUUUGCAAAGCCACUGUCUGAUUGACUUAAUCCUGAUCUUUUGUGUGAAAGAGAAAGACUAGCACUUUUUGGAACACUAGUGUGCAAGUUCAAGGUUCUGUUCAAGGGCUAUUCUGAGAGACAUGAUAGAGAAUGAAAUAAAGAAUGCGCCUUCCAUUCUAGAGCAUGGAGAAGUCAAGUAGUGAGGAAUCCGCCAUUCACCGUAGCCCCUCUGUGGACAGCCGCGACUCAGACUUUGCCCAAGCCUCCACCUCCGGACGGCCGUUCGGAGGACGAGGCUUUAACGCGGGUGCUUUUUACGGGUCCACUGGCCCCUGUGCACAAACCUCUGCUCAGAGUGGGGCAGCCAUCGACGACAAAGGCAACAAUAAGUACAAGUCUCCUAAAGGCAGCAAAUACGUGGUCUUUUAUCUGGAUCUAUCCUUUGUGUUCCUUCUAGAGUUCAAGAAGUGCAACAUGGCUAGAGGCUGCCUGUGCUGUCUGAAAUACACGAUGUUCGUCUUCAACCUCAUCUUCUGGUUGUGUGGCUGUGGGCUACUUGGAGUUGGAAUCUGGCUGUCUGUGUCUCAAGGCAGCUUCGCCACCUUCUCCCCCUCCUUCCCCUCUCUCUCCGCUGCCAACAUGGUCAUCGCCAUAGGCGCCAUCGUCAUGGUGACGGGCUUCCUCGGUUGCCUGGGCGCCAUCAAGGAAAACAAGUGCCUGCUUCUGACCUUCUUCAUUGUCUUGCUGAUUAUUCUGCUGGCUGAGCUGAUUUUGCUCAUUCUUUUCUUCGUCUACUCUGAUAAGGUCAGUGAGAAUGCAAAGCAGGACCUGAAAGAUGGUCUUGCUCUCUACAAUGCAGACAACAACAUUGGGCUGAGAAAUGCCUGGAAUAUCAUCCAAGCCGAGUGGAAGUGUUGUGGUGUAACGGGUUACACAGAUUGGCACGAGGCUCUGAAAGAAAAGGUGGUGCCCGACCGCUGCUGUCAAGAGCAUUAUCAGGAGUGUGGCCGCAACUCCACCAACAUGUUCUGGACACGGGGAUGUUACGAGAAGGUUGAAGAGUGGCUUGAAGAUAAUAAGCACCUACUCGGAACCAUCGGCAUGUGUAUCUUGGUAGUUCAGCUCCUAGGAAUGGCCUUUUCCAUGACACUGUUCCAUCAGAUCCACAGAAGCGGGAAGAAGUAUGAUGCUUAACAAGGCCGUUUCUCAAGGGAGGAGCCCUGGUGCAUUAUGGGACAGACUCUGGAGGACAGCUCCUCCUCUUGUAUCUAACUUUCCCACUGGUCAACCCCUCUUCCCAUUAAUUCCCCAGCUUAUACCUUACCAUCCUGUAUAGACUUCAGUCAUGGUCUUUCUCUUUUCCACUCUUUUCCCCCAUCUGCUCAUCUGCCAAAGAGACCCGGGGACAGAGAGGAACUAGAGGACCGACUCUUGGCCAGCAUCCUCCCCAUGAGGCCUCUGACUUGCUUCAUCUCCUCUAGAACCUAUAUUUUAAGCUUGAACUAACUAACCUUUGCAGGAAGGAGAAUAAUGACAACAAACUGUGUGGCUUUACUAAUACGUAAAUCCUUCCACCCAACAUACAGGAUGAUGAGAAGACAUCAGACUGAUAACCUUCAGGGUGGGAUGAAUUUGAAAAGCAUCACCAUCUACCAUCUACAGUGUAAAUGACAUACAGUUUCAUUUUAGCAUGAUGCGGUUUUGUACAAGACAGAAAACUGUCAUUUUGGCUCAAGAAUUUUUUUGUUUGUUUGUUUUUAUAUGUGACUUUGCCCCAACCCCAUAAUUGUCAUUUUUGUGCAAGGAUUGGAAGAAGCCUGUACAAAGAGUUAAAGGUAUGGCCAGGAAUUUGAGCUUGUCUGAGUGUGUUGGUAAUCAAGCCUUUUCUUAUGUUUAAAGGUUUGUGAUUUGUGGACGCAUCAAAACGUGCUGAAAGUUUCACUCUAAUGAGAACCAUCACAAUCUAAUGUCAGUAUAAUUCAUCAAACAGGGACUGUUUUACCUUAUACAGAUGGUCUAAUUAGCCAGCCGUGCAUAUAGAUGCAAAAAAAAUCCUCUGUUAACCACUAAAAGGUAAUUUUAACCAAACUGCUACUGAAAGUUUUUAUAGAAGAAGAUGAUGGAAGGUUACAAAAGUAAGUAAACCAGGCAUGUAUAAAAGGCAGAGCUUUGUGAGUUUGACCAUUUCCCCACAUUUUGUUCAUUGAUUUCAAGUCUGUACCCUAAAAAUCGUUAAGACAAAGCCUAAUGAUACAGAUUCCACCUAGUUCAUGUUAGCAUAUCUCCCCAGGACAGUAACGUUUAUGUUUUUGGGAAAUUAAUUUACUCCCCUUUCUUCCAUGGAACAUAAAAGGAAAUAGUUUGAAGAAUUUUGCUCUUUGCUGUUCAACAAAAGCAGACCUGAUGCUUUCAAACUUUUAAAGGAGGGGGGGAAAAUAGUGUAAUAAUAAAGCAUAUGAUUUAGUUUGGUGCUCUACGUUAUAUUUCAAGUUUUCUCCAGUUUCUUCAAUUCGAAACAUCCUUGCUUGCUUCGGAACAGGCAACCCUCCACCAGCUCUCAUUUGUGCAUAUGCAUAUUCAGACUUUGUGUAUAAAUCUGUAUUUCAUCAGGUUUUAUGGUACUGUCAGUAUCUUACUUUUAAUAUGUAAAUGUGCUGAGCUGCAAGAUGGUCAUUUAUAGAACUUUGUGAUUGAUGGGCUUUCUUAUUCUGCAGCAUGUUCUGACCUUUCCGACAAGUUCUGUGGGCACAUAUUACAUGUGGGCUAGAUAAUGGCUUAAAUUGGUGGUCUGUUGUCCUUUUGUGUCCUACGGAAGAAAAUCACAGGGUACAGAGUGACAUGAGGUGACAUGUCUUUUUGACUGAACCGUUUCUUUAAAGUAUCCUUAGCAGGAAAUCUAGCACUAAUGCCAACCCAACAGAACUGUGAAAACUGUCAGUAAUGCUUCAUUGCAAGAUAUAAGUCAAGUAUUACAGUUAAAUUGUAUACAGUACAGCAGAGCAGAACCAAACACAAGCACAGUCAUAGUGUAAGUUAUAGUAGACCAUAAUCCACCAGCCAUAACUCAUCUUAAGAAAAGCGUCUGCAGUGUUUCUGUUUCGGCACACCUCAGCUUUAUAUCCUGGGCUGUUUUUCUGGGUCUCUCUGCUCUUUUCUGCCUCCAUCUGUCUUUUAGUUUCAAGCAUUUGGCUGUAACGGUUACAUUCCUGCUGAAUGAGGUGAUAAUGCUUCUGUAUCACACAGCCUAAAGGGACUUGGUUCAAAAGAAACGCAUCUUGACAAGGAAGUUUUGAAGUGAGAGUGUGUUUACCAGCAGAUGGUUUUUAGGGGUUUAAAAUCACUUAGCAAUAGAUGGGGCGUGAUGAUGGCUGAGAGACAGCCAGAGUGGGGUCAUCUGAUGGUCUCCAAUCCAGACUGUCACUGAGACUACUUGCUGUCCCUUAAGAGCUCGCCCUGUGCGCGUUGCUUAUGUGUGACCGAGAGGGACGUUAUAGAGCACUCGAGAAAAAUAAUAACACCUCUCAUCCUAUCAAACACUCACUGACACACAAUCUCUGUUUACUGUAUUUUAGAAAAAGUGCUUUAUAUUAAGAAACAGUUGGGACCAGAAGCGACAGCUACUUCUAACGUUCAUCCUGUGUUGAAAUGGAGGGGAAAGAGUGCUUCUGCUCUGGAUGAGUGUAGGAACUCUGUCACUGAACACUGCUGCUAUAAGAGCAACCUGAGGUUAUUACGAUAGUGGAAAAAGUAAAAGACUGAGAGACUGCAGACUCAAUUAACUCACACUCUUGCCUGCAAGCAUUUAAAGUCAACAUGAAGCCAAAAUGUACCCUGUUUACUUUUUUGACCUUUUCUUCCCCCGGUCUUACAUUAGCCAACUAAACAUAAUAUUAAAUGUAUAAUCAAUUCAUUAUGUUAUUUAUUUAUUUUUCUUUACAUAUAUACACACAGGUGUAUUAUAUAUAUAUUGUUAAAUGAUUGCAUUUAUAAAAGAACCCCAGUUUAGCUUACUACAUUAGGUUAUGCAGCCAUUCUUACAUUUUACCAAUAGUAAAAGUGUUCAAUUAAUGUUGGUUAAGAGUGUUUCAUGUUGGCUUUAAUGCAUUUGUUGUUAAUGUGGCAUUUGUAUCAGGAGGCCUGAAAUCUACAGCAUUUUUCAAUCAAUUCUGCAUGUUCACCAUCGCUAACAAACCAAAACAAUGCAAGCUAAUUUUCUAAUACACAAUUAGACAGUCUACACAGUCAACAUUAUUACCAUCAUAAAUGAAAAUGUUUGUGUGUGUGUCACGCCUGGUGGUGUGGCUUCAAACCCAUUUUUGCUUCAAGAACACUGUGGAGUUAGUCAAUACUAGCUCUGAUUAGGUUUGUGCUCAGUGUACUGUCUCUAACCCCACCGCACUGAACUUCAGUGACGUGUCCCAACCCUCUUAUCUGACUGAUUUACACACUUUAGUUGUAAAAUUGCAUCCUGUGAACUAAUCCAACAUGAAAGUUUUCCAAGGUUUAAGAGUUUGGAAAGAUUUUUGGUCCUUGUUCCAAUGUUUUUCAUUUUUUGAAAGAUGUACUUAAAUCCGUCUCUUACUGUUAUUCGUAUUUUUCAAAAAGUAUAUACUGAUGUAUAUACGAUACCCAGUUUUCCAUUAUAUUUUUCCACUUUUAUAGACUAUAUUGUGUAUUUAAAUCUGAAAUUGUCAGAUGUUGAGUUGUUAGUGUUGAAGGACACUGUCAUGUUGAACAACCAACAACAGUUUGGCAUUAGCAAUUUUCAUUGAACCGUUUUUUUUUUUUUUUUUUGUUUUUUU
This is a messenger RNA of Cyprinus carpio (common carp), 5408 nucleotides long. Its product is annotated as tetraspanin-9-like. The record is from RefSeq and is a predicted model, not a curated record. Gene Ontology annotation, cellular component: membrane. NCBI's taxonomy places the organism in Eukaryota, Metazoa, Chordata, Actinopteri, Cypriniformes, Cyprinidae.